Ostrinia nubilalis (European corn borer) is the source of this 2355-nucleotide messenger RNA. RefSeq lists its product as uncharacterized. Gene Ontology annotation, molecular function: histone demethylase activity; transcription coregulator activity. The transcript is spliced from 15 exons. The record is from RefSeq and is a predicted model, not a curated record. Gene Ontology annotation, biological process: protein demethylation; regulation of transcription by RNA polymerase II. NCBI's taxonomy places the organism in Eukaryota, Metazoa, Arthropoda, Insecta, Lepidoptera, Crambidae.
AUGGCGUCAUCGAAGGAAACCUAUUGUUUGUGUGGUCAACCAUAUAAUAUUGGACAAUUUAUGAUAGAAUGUGACUGCUGUCGUGAAUGGUUUCAUGGCAGCUGUGUUGACGUCAAAAUCUACCACUCCGAUGACAUAGACAAGUACCAUUGCCCAAAAUGUGCCCAGACGUACGGACCUUCAGUGUUAAAAAUCCCCACAAACAACCACCGAGCGGACCGUUACGAACUCGGUGCAGAGACCCGACCGUCUCAAGUGGGGACUCCAGCAUGGGUCCGAGCCUUAGCAGCCAGGCCACUACGUCCCGUACCAGCAGCGUUACACCGUAUGCGAGCUGUCCAUUUCACAGAGGAAUUGGUCCGGGAUGACGGAUUCAACAGACCGGUGAUAUUCCACUCGAGCGAAGGGCUGGACAUGAAACUGCCCAAUGCAGCCACGUUUACUGUGAGGUCUGUGCUGAGGUUCUGUGGCGCUCAGUUAGAGGUGGAAGUGAUAGACGUCCGCAAGCAGUCCACGCUGCGGAUGCCUCUGGGGGACUUCGUGGACUACUUCGAGACGCCGCCCGAGCAUAGGGACGAGAAGGUCCUCAAUGUGCUCAGUUUGGAGUUCUCCGACACUAAUAUGGCGCCGCUAGUGGAGCCCCCAUCGGCAGCGCGGCGACUGGACUGGGCGGAGCGCGCGUGGCCCCCCGCCUCGGGGGCCCCCCGGCCCGCCGUCCAGCGCUACUGCCUGAUGUCCCCCGCGGGGGCCUACACAGACUUCCACGUCGACUUCGGCGGCACCACCGUGUGGUAUCACGUGCUGCAUGGCAGGAAGAUAUUCUACCUAGUGCCUCCAACGUCCACAAAUCUUGCCUUAUACCAGCAAUGGAGUGCCUCGAAUAAUCAGAAUGAACGCUUUUUCGGUGAUAUGGUGGAGUGGUACGGCACAGCUGAGUUGUGCGCGGGACAGACGCUGUUCAUCCCUAGCGGCUGGCUGCAUGCCGUGCUCACGCCCUGCGACUCGCUGGUCUUCGGAGGAAACUUUCUGCAUUCGUACGCGAUUGAGAUGCAGCUGCAGUGAACGGACGCAGCGAAGCGCGACAACGUUCCAAAAUGCCUCAACUCUGGUCAACUAGUACGAGAGUUGUGCAAAGAACUCAGGACUCUUGAGAAGCGCUCUGCUAGCGCUGCCAAUAAAGAUAAGGACUUCAAACUGAAAACCACAUCUCCCAGCAAGCAGUCUCACUCCCGAAAGCAGCAGAGCGCCAAGAAGUCUCUAAAAUUGACACUUCCAAAGCCCAUCAUGCAUAUGGCGCAGCCCGCGGAAUUGCCUGAAGAAAAGACUUACACCGAAAAGUUCUAUGCUGACGGCAAAGAACUGAUCUACACUGACACUAGGUGAUAUCGGUAUACUAGGUGAGUUAGCUAUUCUGAACCCUUAUGCCCUGUGUUAGGGUCCAAAUUCGACGACUUAAGUUUUACUUACUUUUUUUUUGCCAUCAGGUACAUCGCCCAAGACAUAAAAUACGCCAACGGCCUGCCAGAGACAAAAUACGUAGCAGAAGACAAGACCAUGCUGCUUCCAGAGAAGUAUGCCUACCAGACCUUCGAGGAGCAGCCGUACGUGGAAGGAAACGGGUACUUGGAGCGACCUGAUAAGAAAACUGUGCUGAAGAUCAAGAUGAACAACGCGCCGUCCCCUCGGCCCGAGCCGCCGCCGCCAUACAGCGGGCCGGAGCACUCCAUACUCAAAUCGCACCUAGUCCGCGACCGACCGGCUUUGAAGCCGCUCCACCAGUGGACCAUCUCCAAGAAGGACAUAGGAGAUUAUCAUGAGGAGCAGAUCUUGUUCACCAAUGAGAACUUACACGCCAACAUGAGGAUUGACUCGCAGGAGAUCAAUUAUGGGCCUGGCAUGUACUCAGCGGAGGACAUCCAGCCGGACUACCAGUACUCGGAGACGGCUAAACCGGGCUCAUACCAGCCGGAGUACACCUACCCGCACGAGUAUGUGGAAACCUACCCGCGGUAUGAUGAGCACGCGCCGCCGCCCGUGCACCAGCAAGCGAGCUACAGCAACGUCCCCAGUGCGCCGGUGCAGCCCGAGCAGAAUAACGGCGCCUACCACGCCCCGCUGCCGUCCUACGACGCCGCCAUCGCGCAGCAGUAUGCCAGCGUCACCUACACGAAUUCAGAGCCCAAAGCGGUUCGUCGCUCAGAGCGGCCGGUGCGGCGACGAGUAUCUAACACUUACGACUAUGAAGAUGGUGACCUAUACAUAGACGAUGCGCCCGCGCCGCGCCGCCGCCGUGCGCCCAAGCACAAGACUCACCAUUCGCACGCAGGAGGGUAUUCCUGCAAUGAAGAUGAAUGA